CGGUCGUCCAUUCGCUCCGUCAAUCGUCGCAGUUGGAAUCGAAUCGCAAGUUCGAAUAUUUCUUAACGGUCAAUCAAGUGCGCAUGAAAUAUAUAUAUACACAUAUAUACAUAUAUAUAUAUAUUUCGAUACAAAAUGACGGACAAGGUAGUGCGUGUGCUUGGUGUUCAAUAAAGUAUCAAUAAAAAUAAUACAUAAAUAGAUAAUAAAUACAUAUAUAUAUGCAUAUAUCAUUAUUAUCGUACGCGAAACACACGAAACAAAAAGAGUGCAAUUGAUUUUUUUUCUAAAAAAUAAACGAAUAACUUUUAGAAAUUGAUCAAACUUGGAUAUUAAACGAACGAAUUUUACAACGACAAGAUGACGUGCGGUAUAUCGUGUGUUGAUAAGACACUAAAUAAAUCAUUUUAUCAUCUGGGCAUUUGCAUAGCCAAACAUCCGGGCUAUUUUGUGAUAAUACCAGUGCUCUUAACGCUGCUCUGCAUGACGGGCUAUCAACAAUUAAAGUACCAAAUCGAUCCCGAAUAUCUGUUUUCGCCCAUUAAUGGCGAGGGUAAGGCCGAACGUGCAAUUGUUGAGCAAUAUUUCAAAGUGAAUUAUACGCAUCGCUUCAAUGUGGGACGCAUUACGAGACCCGGUCGCUUUGGUCGUGUGAUUGUCAUACCCAAAGAUGGCGAUGAGAAUAUGUUGCGUCGCGAGGUAUUUAUGGAGCUGCGAAUAUUGGAUAAUCUCAUACAGAACGCGACGACCUUCUACGAUGGCGACCGAUUCACCUACAAGGAUAACUGUGCACGCUGGGAGAAUGAGUGCUUCGAGAAUGACAUAUUAAACUUGGAUGCGCUAAUGGAUGAUAUCGAAUCGGGUCAGCUGAAUUUAACAUUUCCAAUUAUGUUUAAUCCGGUGACUUGGGAUGCGCACGCCUUUCCCGUAUUCUUUGGGGGCACAAAACUAACCGAGGAUAACUAUAUUAUAAGUGUGCCAGCUAUCCAGCUAGUCUACUUUGUUACAGCGGACACAAAGCGUCAAGAUGCCAAGGGCGCUGAGUGGGAGGAGACCUUCUUAAGGGUUGUGGGCAAGGCGGAAACAACUGGUUUGUUUAAGCACAUUUCGGUCUCCUACUUUGCCUCACGCACCUUGGAUCAUGAGCUGGAGAAGAACACCAAGACGGUUGUGCCCUAUUUCAGUUCCACUUUUCUGCUAAUGGGUUUGUUCAGCGUCAUAACCUGCAUGAUGGGUGAUGCGGUGCGCUCUAAACCUUUUCUGGGUCUGAUGGGCAACAUCUCGGCUAUAAUGGCGACCCUGGCUGCCUUUGGUCUGGCCAUGUACUGCGGUAUUGAGUUUAUUGGCAUCAAUUUGGCGGCACCGUUUCUCAUGAUUGGCAUUGGCAUCGACGACACCUUUGUAAUGUUGGCCGGUUGGCGACGAACACCCGCCAAAAUGCCAGUACACGAACGCAUGGGUCACAUGAUGUCCGAGGCAGCUGUCUCGAUAACGAUCACAUCUGUGACAGACUUUAUAUCGUUUCUGAUUGGCAUCAUUAGUCCCUUUCGUUCGGUUAAGAUCUUUUGCACCUAUUCGGUAUUUGCAGUCUGCUUUACAUUCAUCUGGCACAUCACCUUCUUUGCCGCCUGCAUGGCCAUCUCGGGCUACAGGGAACGUAAGAAUCUUCAUGCCAUUUUCGGUUGCAAGGUGAAGCCGUUGUCGGUGGCGAUUAAGGAGAAACGUAACUUCCUCUACAAGGCGAUUAUGGCCGGUGGCAUUAAUCACAGCGAUCCGGAUAAUCCCAUCGAUAACAAGGAUCACAUGCUGAUGGCCUUCUUCAAGGACAAACUGGCGCGGGUGAUCAAUAACAAAUGGUGCAAAAUCAUUAUCAUACUGGCCUUUGCCACCUAUCUGGCUGGGGCCUGCUAUGGCGUUACCCAAAUCAAGGAGGGACUGGAGCGACGUAAAUUGUCACGUGAGGAUUCGUAUUCGGUGGAGUUUUUCGAUCGUGAGGAUGAUUAUUAUCGCGAGUUUCCCUACAGAAUGCAGGUUAUCAUUGCCGGUGUCUACAACUAUUCGGAUCCCUUGGUGCAGGAACAAAUGGAGAAUCUAACGAGCACUUUGGAGCAUACAUCGUAUGUGACCUCAUCGUUGUAUACUGAAUCCUGGUUGAGAUCAUUCCUCUCGUUCAUGGAACGCAAUAAUGAUUAUCUAAAUGAGACUAUCGAUGACGAACAAUCGUUUAUCGAUGCUGUCAAGGAACACUGGCUCUUCCCCGGCAAUCCCUUCUCCCUGGACGUGCGUCUCAACGAUGAUGACACACAGAUUAUUGCCUCGAGAUUCCUGAUACAGGCCGUCAACAUAACGGACACGAAUCAUGAGAAGGAGAUGGUGCGUGAUCUGCGCAAGAUAUGCAAGGAUUCGCCACUGAAUGCCUCCAUAUUCCAUCCCUACUUUGUGUUCUUCGAUCAAUUUGAGCUAGUGCGUCCAGUUUCGCUCCAGGCGAUGGUUAUUGGUGCGAUUAUUAUGAUGAUCAUCUCGUUUGUAUUCAUACCCAAUAUUUUGUGCUCACUUUGGGUGGCCUUCUCGGUGAUAUCCAUUGAGCUGGGCGUCGCUGGCUAUAUGGCACUGUGGGACGUCAAUCUGGACUCGAUAUCGAUGAUCAAUCUGAUCAUGUGCAUUGGCUUCUCGGUGGACUUUACCGCUCACAUUUGCUAUACGUAUAUGUCGUCGAAGAAACGCAGUCCGAAGGCUCGAGUCCGUGAGGCACUUCACUCCCUGGGCUUGCCCAUUGUACAGGGUUCCAGUUCGACAAUAUUGGGCAUUAUUGCCCUGUUGCUGGCGCAGAGCUAUAUAUUUUUGGUCUUCUUCAAGAUGGUCUUUCUGGUCAUCUUCUUUGGAGCGAUGCAUGGUUUGUUUCUGUUGCCUGUGCUGCUUUCGCUGUUUGGACCUGGUUCGUGGCUGACGUGGACGGGUCGUGAUGAUGGCUCCGAGGACGAUAUGGAUGACAGUGUGGAUGACAUGAAGAUGGCGCACGUGAUGGAGAAACCCUUUGCACAGUCCUAUUACAUGCAAUAUCCCAGCAUGGGUCUAAAUGGACCCUAUGCGUACGGCUCCAAGGGCUUCCUGGGUGCACCCUACAAGGCCUACGGCGGCGAUGAGAAGGAUCAGGGUCUGGGCACCUCCGGCGAGGACUCCUCGGAGAGCAGCUCGAGUCGGUCGCAGCGUCGCCAACAAUUGGCAGCCAACAAGGAAGCCGAGGAGGAUGAGGAGGCGGCGCAGACGCGCAGACGCUACGAGAAGGGUUGGCGUCACUCCAGCUAUCAGAAUAUUUAUGGUGUUGGUGCACAAUUUCAGCCACAGCCCGAUCUCUAUGGCCAGCAGGUAUCAGCAGCCGAGUGGCGCGAACGCUUGGAUGCCCAUGAGCAGCAUCAUCAGCAGCGAAACAGCAGCAAACAGAGGCGACACGCCCACGAGAACUACGAUCGCGAGUUGAUGCAACAGCAGCAGCAGCAGCAACAGCAACGCACACGUCGUAAUUCGCAUGGUGAUGUGAUCGAUAUCACGCCCAGUUCCUCGCUGGAUGAGCGGAUGAAGCGCCAAUAUCAAUUGGCUUUGAGCCAGGCAGCCGGCAAUAAUAGUGGUGACGACGACAGCAGCAGCUAUCGCCAUCAGCCGGAGGCGAUAGUGCCGUCGGCCAGCAGCUCGACGAAACGCUAUCAUCGGCGACGGUCAUCGGAGGAUUCGACACGAUAUCAUCAGCAUCAGCAUCAGCAGCGCUGGCCGGCGAACAUUGAGGAGCGACGCAAUCGCAAUCGCACCCAGUCGCCCAGUCAGCGACACUCGCAUUCAGAGACUGCCGUCGUUGUGCCCGCCAGCUUCGCCCCACGCUCCUCCUCCCAUCACAAUCUCUUCCAGCCGAGCGGCAAAGCGACGCAUCAGCAACAACAGCCGCCCACAUAUCAAUAUGGAGAUUACUAAAAGAUCGGCAUCCACUAACUGGAAAGUUUGCGCUUCCUGUUUUCUAAAUGCAGCACGUAAUUAAGCCUAGUUUAAAGAAAUUCCAUAAAUAAUUCCAUAUUUAUCUACACAAAAGAAAAACCACUCAUUUUUUUUACUUUUCUUAAAUUUACUGCAUUUAUGCCUUGAAAUUAAGUGUUUUCCCAUGUUUUUCUUUGAAGCCUGGCAUUAUGGCAAUUUUUCGGUCCGUCCAGCAAGUCUUUAAAAAUAUUCUAAAAAAAAAGAGUUAAAUAUUCAACGAUCUGGCAGCCCUAAAAAUGUAUAAUAUAUUAAGUUGCCUGCGGCUGACCAGAAACUCAAAUUUUGUAGUCAGCCUAAUAAUUGUUCAACUAAUUAUUAUUGCUUAGUUCAAAGUGUAAAUGCAGUAGUUAAAUGAAUUGCCUUCAUUUUCGGCUUGCCCUUUCCAGAAAGUGUUCGUAAUUUAGAAAUUUUCAUGCAAUUUUAGUCGUGUUUAGUCAUGAUUUAAGAUUUAUAAAUAUUUUAAUUCAGUUAAUAUUUCUGAAGACUCGCAAGUAUUUGGGAAUUUUCAAUUAACUUUCGUGUAACUUUUUCUCUAUUAUUGGUAUAUUUUCAGUUUCAGUUCAUUUUAUUUAUGAAUACCCCAAUUUCGACAAGCCUUUUAUUGUAUAUGCAUUUCAUUAAAAAACAAAACAAAACAAAAGCAAUCGCAAGUCAAAUAAAUUAAGUUUUCAUAUAUAAAAUAUUCAGUCAGACUUAGGGUAUCCAUUAUCGGAGUUUAUAUAUAUAUUUAAAUUAAUUUAGUUAGAGCUAAAUGUGAGAUUCGGAUGUGAAUUUUGUAAAGAGCUAGUUACAAAUACUAAUAGCUAUAAAGAAACUGAAUAAAUGAAUAUAUAUAUAUAUAUAUAUAUAAUUAAUUAUAUAUUAAGAGCUGAACACUCCGCACACAAAUUCUAGACUUAGACCAAGACUAGACUAAAGUGCGGUCGAUUUUAAGGGACACACACCAAUUUUGUAAAGUGUUAACGAUUUUUGCUAUUGAAUAAAAACAUUUUAUAUUUUCCUAGAAA
Messenger RNA from Drosophila grimshawi, 5030 nucleotides. It is a transcript of the gene Ptr, whose product is annotated as patched domain-containing protein 3. Bases 361 to 3963 code for a protein of 1200 amino acids. Lineage: Eukaryota; Metazoa; Arthropoda; Insecta; Diptera; Drosophilidae. The transcript is spliced from 10 exons. The record is from RefSeq and is a predicted model, not a curated record. Gene Ontology annotation, cellular component: cytoplasmic vesicle membrane; plasma membrane.